UGCCUGGUUUUCACUAGGUCAUAUUUGACGUCAAAUGCUGUCAAAAUAAUGAAAACGGGUUGUCAUAUGGUGUCAGUUGCGUUUGCCGGCAUAUUUGCCAACGAACGGCAAUUUAAAUUGACAGCGAAAUGAAAACAAUCAAAAUACGUUAUGUGGCAACAUUUGACAUCAAAAUUAGAUUUGCCAACAUGUUGGCAAAUUAUUUCCAUUUGCCGCGUGAAUGAUGUGCAAAAAUAAAUACAAAAGAUUUUUCACUUUUCAAGUUUCAAAAUGGCAGAAGAAAUGAGUGCAAAUACAGAAACGGAAAUUCCAAGCAUCAAGCGGGUGCGAAAAAUGAAAACAAAGUGGACAGCGGAGGAGACUGAGCAACUAAUUCAAGAAGUGGAGUCAAGGGAAGGAACCUGGAAUUUCCUUUCUGCGGAUUAUCGCGAUAGGAAUUUGCGUGAGGCUCAGUGGCAUGAAGUGGCAGAAACACUAAAUAUGCCACGAGCCGAAGUAUCAGCCAAGUGGAACAGCCUUCGUUGUUCUUUUCGCGCGGCCUUCAACCGAAGGGCUCAUACAAAAAGUGGACAAGGUGCUGGAAGAACGACUACCAUGAACCCACUCUACAAUUCGCUAAAGUUCCUCGAGCCUACAUUAAAUGUUGAAGCGAGCACCACUUCAAAUUUAUUAAAUGACAGCUCGUCGACCCUGACCACUCCAACAAUAUUGUUUGAGUCGGAAACGGUAUCUGGCGAUAUACCACCAACGCCAUCUACAUCACGACCCAAUUUAAGGAAACGUCGUGUUGAAAAAAACGACGAUGGAUACAUUGAAGUAGUUCAACGUGCGCUGGAGACCCUCACAUCUGCUACAAAAACUGAUGCUUGGGAUGAUUUAGGCAACUUUGUGGCAUCAAACGGCCGUGAGUGGGACCAAGAAUCUCCACAACUGGCCAGAGAAUUCAAGCAGGACAUAUGUGAGUUAAUAUUCAAGUAUCAGCAGAAAUUCACACGGUAAAAACAGUUGCAGUAUUGUAUAUGUAAUAAAACAUAAUUUUGCUGUUAUUUUAUAGCUCAGCAUAAUGCCGUUUAAAUAUAAAAUCUUUAACUAGUCACUAUACUAUAGUCAAAUGAAAUGAUGUACCUAAUGUUCCUUUUUUAUAUCUUUUUAUAUAUUUUAUUAAAUGAACUUUGUAUUUGUAUAAUUAGUAAUAAAAUAAUAAAUAUAAAAUUAGAAAUG
This is a messenger RNA of Bactrocera dorsalis (oriental fruit fly), 1221 nucleotides long. RefSeq lists its product as uncharacterized. The record is from RefSeq and is a predicted model, not a curated record. Lineage: Eukaryota; Metazoa; Arthropoda; Insecta; Diptera; Tephritidae. The transcript has 4 exons. Gene Ontology annotation, cellular component: nucleus; transcription regulator complex. Gene Ontology annotation, biological process: regulation of transcription by RNA polymerase II. Bases 271 to 999 code for a protein of 242 amino acids.